Vollenhovia emeryi is the source of this 3096-nucleotide messenger RNA. Its product is annotated as alkaline phosphatase 4-like. Gene Ontology annotation, biological process: dephosphorylation. NCBI's taxonomy places the organism in Eukaryota, Metazoa, Arthropoda, Insecta, Hymenoptera, Formicidae. The record is from RefSeq and is a predicted model, not a curated record. Gene Ontology annotation, molecular function: alkaline phosphatase activity. Bases 363 to 2000 code for a protein of 545 amino acids. The transcript is spliced from 8 exons.
UAUAAAGUGACAAAGCUGGGCUCAUUGGCGGGCACGCUCCGGUAUCCUCGUCAUCGGCUUUAAACUCGUGCUUUCCGGCCGCGUCGCGCGACCCGAAAAGAAGCCAAACCGCCGGCUUUUGUCACAGGUGCUAUCGGCGGGUACUAUCGAGAUCGGAGAAGUGGUGAGGCGAUUACACGACACGAUUUAAAGGACGCCGCUCGCUGUGCCGCGUGCUUCAUUCCCGAGGAUGUCCCGCUUCAAGACGCGCAUUGCCGAGACAUCGUUGAAUUGACGUAUCGACAGGUCCAAUCGAAUUGACACCGCCGCCGGUGGCACGCCGUAUCUCGAGUUCCUUCACGACACCUCAGAGAAAAAACAAAAUGAAGCACUACGUCCUAUUACUUUGCAUCGUAGCGGUUCUUCAAGAUUCCGAAGCGAUACCUAAGGGAUCCACGGAUUAUGAAGAUAUGUCCUUCUGGCUGAAGUCCGGCCAAGAGACCCUGCACAGGAUCCUGGCGGAGCAGAAGAACGAGAAUCGUGCCAAAAACGUAAUCAUCUUCAUCGGGGACGGUAUGGGCCUGUCCACCAUUACGUCCGGUCGUAUCUACAUAGGCCAGCUCAAUGGUCAUAGCGGUGAAGAAUACCAACUCGCGUUCGAGAAGUUCCCCAACGCCGCCCUCGCCAAGACCUACAAUGUAGACAAGCAAGUACCGGAUUCCGCGGGGACGGCAACCGCUAUAUUUUCUGGUGUAAAAACCAAAUAUAGACUUAUCGGACUGGAUGCCAGAGCCCAAUAUAACAAAUGCGACGAGAAAAUCAACGCAUUAAGCAAACUCACGACGGUAGCCGACUGGGCGCAGCAAUCCGGCAUGGACACUGGAUUUGUUACCACCACUCGCGUCACCCAUGCCACCCCCGCGGGACUUUACGCGCACAUUAAUCAUCGAGAUUGGGAAUGCGAUACCGCAGUACCAAAAAACCAGCGAUUUUGCGUUAAGGACAUCGCGAGACAACUCGUUGAGGAUGAACCAGCAAGUCAGUUUAAGGUCAUCUUGGGCGGCGGAGCGCAACAAAUGGGUUUGAAACUGGAAACAAGUGAUUCCGGUUCUUGUGAACGGUCCGACGGCAGAAAUUUAGUAAAGGAAUGGCAGGCGAAUCAUCCCGAGGGAAAGGCCGUCACCAACAUGCAGGACCUCAUGUCCAUCGAUAUAAGCAACACGUCGCACAUUCUUGGCGUUUUCUCGCCUGGCCACAUGCCCUACCACGCCGUAAAGACCGCCGAGACGCCCUCGCUAGCGAAUAUGACGACGCAGGCCAUAAGAAUGCUGAAGAAGAACAAGAAUGGAUUUCUGCUAAUGGUCGAGAGCGGCAAAAUCGAUACGGCCCACCACGGCAAUUGGGCGAAAUUGGCACUGCGCGAGUUGUACGAACUCGAGGAAGCAGUUAAGGUGGCUCUACGGCUGUUAAAUAUCGAGGAAACGUUAAUCAUCGUCACGGCCGAUCACUCGCAUUCGUUCACGCUAAACGGAUAUCCCAACAGGGGCAACGACAUCCUCGGUUUCGGCAGCAAGAACACUAGCUCGAGAGCUUACGAAACCCUCUCCUACGCCAACGGCCCAGGAUUCUACUACCAUCGAAGGAACGACAGCAACAACGUCAACGAGACCUGGAGAAGACUCGAGGACGACACGACUCGCGGCGAACCGUUCUACAGGCACUUUGCUGGCAAAUACCUCAAGGACGAGUCUCACGGCGGAGAAGACGUCGGGGUCUAUGCUUUGGGCCCCUAUUCGCACCUGUUCCGAGGUACUUUUGAGCAGAAUUACAUUGCACACGCCGUGGCGUAUGCGGCGUGCCUUAAAGACUGGCCAUCUCACUGUGACAGCGCUUACCAUCGUUACUUUUACGAAGUCAAUACGGCAUCGCAAAACUCGAAGCAAAAUUCAGCCGGACAAAACACGGUACCGUCUGCGAUUAUAAUAACUUUCCUGUUUACGGCGAUCUUUAUACGACUGUGAUAGUAAACGUCAUUACAUUUUCUUCUCGUAUAGCCAAAUAGAUAGUGACGCGCCGCGAAAAGAAUUCACUUUCAGAGUAACAAAUAAUAUUUUUUCAAGUACAAAGAAAUGUUUGUUUAAGAGAUACCGUUCGCUUGUGCCUUUAUCGAGGUUUAUUCCAACUGCAAAUCUUGAUACGUAACAUAACGCACUAAGAUUUCUUUCGCGAUCCGGAUCUGCAACUUUUGUAACGGACAAGUUGUCCGUUACACCACAAAUACUGUAUACGAUCUUUUUACUGUAAUCUCUUUUUACCGUAAUCUCUUUUUACCGUAAUCUCUUCUUACGUAAUCUCCAAUUUCAAUUGCUACAUUUCUCAUAGAUGUAAUUACAUUUUGAUAAUGAAUUAUUAUUUUACUUAUUGUUUAGAGCUCGACGAAUAAUCGUGACUAUAGAUCGCGGGUUUUAUAUUAACGCGAGUAAAUAUUUAAAAAAACGAUGAUCUUUUUUGGGUUAUUGCAGCAACUAUGACGAAUUUAAUUUCAAGGAGAAACUUGGACGGCAUUAUCUGCAUUUUAAACACAGGUUUACAGGAUUUCGAAAUGAUGAUAGGAAAGUGCUAACAGCCGUGUGUGUUGGUAAUAGCGUCAUGUUUCGAACAAAAGUAAUAUUCCCAUUAAAUAAUGGCGAAUAAAAGUCCGCCUAAUACUUUUCGAUGAGAUUUUACGAUAAGAUUGUACAAAAUAUGUUGCUGUAAUAUAGAAAAUCGUCAUUCGAAAUAUUAUAUAAGAGAAAUGGAGAAUAGUUUUUUUAUGUACUUUAACACGUUACUUAUACAAAAUUAAUAUAAACUUAUGUACAUAUUAGCGCAUUAUAUCACAGGAUAUUUUGUUACAAACUGAUGAAACAAUUUUUACCCCAGAUGCCGAUGUCAUGCGAUUAUACGUAAAUUAUAAUGUGAUUAUGGAAUAAAGUUCCUCGUUAUAUUGUUUGUAAAGUUUAUGUCAUUAUAAUAAUUACGUAAAUAAUACACGAGCGAGACAUUAAAUCAUUUAAUAGACUUUAAGUACAAAUUUGACCCAAUUCGGAAUAAAGACUACAAUGUAAUAACGAAAAA